This is a messenger RNA of Fraxinus pennsylvanica, 567 nucleotides long. The record is from the annotation of a GenBank genome assembly. NCBI's taxonomy places the organism in Eukaryota, Viridiplantae, Streptophyta, Magnoliopsida, Lamiales, Oleaceae.
AUGAAAUCUGUGCUAACAAGCCAGAUGGCAGAGGAAGCUGAUAUAUCUGAAGUCAUAGAAACUGUGAAGCAACAUGUCAAAGAUGCAAAAUUGCCAGAUAUUGAGGUCAUCAGGAUUCUUUGGGAUAUGAUGAUGGAUGCUGUGCAGUGGUCUGGAAAGAAUCAGCAGCAGACUGCUAAUGCAGCUCUUCAUCAGGCAAGUGUACGGCACCUAGCACGGAGCUGGGAGCUGUCUCCGUCUCCUUACCUGGAGGCCGCUGGAAUUUCGAGUCGUUUGGAUCAGGGAGCCAUGGUUUCUUUGCUGAGGUUUCCUCCUGCAUUCGCAAAUUUAUCAAAAUUGGAUGUAGCGAUCAAGGAUGGAUAUGUUAAUAUUGAGGCAAAUGUUAUAUUCUUCAACUCGGAGGAAUAUGUUGAAGGAAUACUCAAAUCUUCAAAGAUCAAUGAAGAAACCAUACCUGAACAGCUAACAGGUGCUUUCGGUCGGGCAACUAGCAGACUAGAGCAACUUCCCGAUCCCAUUCGGGAUGCCAUGGCAACUGGGUUCAAGGUCCCUCUUGUUGUUGCUUAG